AUGUUGGGUCAGUAUGGACCGGAAAGGUUUUGCUGCAAUAAAACUACCAUACGUGAGGUUAGCAACCGGUUUAAUGUGUCAUAUUCUUGUGCCCAUAACGUGAUAAACAAUGUUGUGUCGUUUCUGAUUGGACUUUCACCAGACAUCAUAAAAUUCCCCCAAAGUGCUACUGAAAAAGAGAUUAUAUCAAAUGAGUUUGCGGCAAUCUCUGGUUUUCCUAACGUAUUAGGCUGCAUUGACGGAACCUACAUUUCGAUAAGGGCGCCGAAAAAAAAAAUUCGUUCAACAUAUAUAAAUAGGCAUGACACAAUUUCCGUGACUAUGCAGGGUAUAUGUGAUGCAAAUUUAAAAUUUUUAGAUGUUUUCAAUGGCGUGGAGAGUAAAGUGGACGACUCGCGUGUGUUGAAGUUAUCUUUCAUUGGUAAAGAACUUCCAAAGCUAUGUUUACCAAAAUAUCAUGUGUUAGGGGAUUCUGCAUAUCCGAUCCGAAAUUAUUUGUUAACGCCGUAUAGGGAUUACGGGAAUUUAACUGAGCAAGAAAAGAGAUACAAUUACAAAUUUAGUCAAACACGGGUCCGAAUUGAAAACGCCUUUGGAUUGUUAAAAUGUCGUUUCAGUCAACUUAUGCGAUUAUAUUUUCAUGAAGUUGAGACUACAGCGAAAUUUAUACUAGCAUGCUGCGUACUUCAUAAUAUUUGCAUAGACAAACAAGAUUCUAUAGAGAAAAAAGAAUACUGCGUUGAUCCUGCUUCCGUUCAGGAACAACAUUUUCCUUUCGAACGCUGGCUACCAGGGCCUUCGGCUUAUUGCUAA
Anastrepha ludens (Mexican fruit fly) is the source of this 813-nucleotide messenger RNA. RefSeq names its product putative nuclease HARBI1. The coding region runs from base 1 to 813 and encodes 270 amino acids. The record is from RefSeq and is a predicted model, not a curated record. The transcript has 3 exons. Lineage: Eukaryota; Metazoa; Arthropoda; Insecta; Diptera; Tephritidae.